This is a messenger RNA of Neodiprion virginianus, 1808 nucleotides long. It is a transcript of the gene hbn, whose product is annotated as aristaless-related homeobox protein-like. The record is from RefSeq and is a predicted model, not a curated record. Gene Ontology annotation, biological process: regulation of transcription by RNA polymerase II. The transcript is spliced from 4 exons. Gene Ontology annotation, molecular function: RNA polymerase II transcription regulatory region sequence-specific DNA binding; DNA-binding transcription factor activity, RNA polymerase II-specific. The coding region runs from base 326 to 1261 and encodes 311 amino acids. Lineage: Eukaryota; Metazoa; Arthropoda; Insecta; Hymenoptera; Diprionidae.
CGAGGGUGAAUCAGUCGCUCCUCGGAAUCCCGAAAGAGAUUGUGAAACUAACAGUUUAAAAAAAACAAAAACAAAACAAAUUAAAUUCCACAAAAAGUUUGCUCAAAGUUUUCGUUUUUAACUUUGGCGAGUAUCGCUAGCGUGUUUUAUCGUACGAACGAUUGGAUGUAAAAUUAUAAAACAUAUACCUGGGAACUUAAAAAAAAAAAAAAACAAAUUUCCACCAAACCGAGUUACGGGAGAAAGUUUCGAACAGUGACUUUAUAUACAAAUAUUACACACGCAAACACUUUUUGUGCAUCUGAAAUAUAGUCGUAAACUCGUCAUGGCUCAGACGUAUAAUCAUCAGAAGAGGAACAAUGUGUACAGCAUCGAUCAAAUUCUGGGCCAUGCGAAAGAAGAAGACCUUGGUGUAGAACACGCGACGCCAUCGGAUCAGGACGGUGAAAACUGCGAAACGGAGUUGGGUCAUCUGAGUGAUCACCAGAUGAACGAAAGCAUCAACGACCCACUUGACAUGGGGGAAACCGACCGGCCGAGGAAAGUCCGGCGGUCCAGAACCACCUUCACAACCUACCAGUUACACCAGCUCGAAAGGGCGUUUGAGAAAACUCAGUAUCCCGACGUUUUUACCAGAGAAGAACUAGCCAUGAGGCUGGAUCUUUCGGAGGCCAGAGUUCAAGUAUGGUUCCAAAAUCGUCGAGCUAAAUGGCGGAAGAGAGAGAAAGCGCUGGGACGUGACACGAGUUUUAUGCACGUUGACCAAGGAGGUGUAAACGAGCUCUCGUUGCACGCUCAUCUUCUCCAGACUGCGGCAGCGGGACUUCCGGGAGGAGAUUCGAGCUCGCCGUCGUCCGGUGGUUUCCCGUGGUUCAUACCGCCGGUGUUUCCACCCCCGUGGGCGACGGGGGCACCGAAAUUAGCCCCCCUGCACGCGAUCUUGUCCCAGUACAUCGGGCUGCCGUUGCCGCCGAAUUUAGCGUCGCUGGCGGGCGCCGGACUUCCGCUCGGGGGUUCGAUGGGCUCGAUGAAUCACCCGACGAUCGCUUCUCAGCUCGGGGGUGGCGCCUCGCACCCCGUAAACCCGAGCCAGCUCCACCACCUGCCCCUAAAUCUCGGCGUUCAGAAUCUCCCCCAGAACUUGAGCGCCAAGCACGACAGGGACGAGGACUCCACGUCCUCGGACGACGAGGUCAGAAGACAGAGUGCCGAGAUCCUGAGAGUCAAGGCUCAGGAGGCGAUUCGCAAGACGGACAAUUAACUUAUAGGAGAAUUCGUCGGUAGCCGUUUCGCCACUCGUUUCUUUUCCCGUUCAUUCGUUUUUAGAAAAGACAUCCGGAUGACGUUGUAGCUCGUAGCCAGGAUCGAAACUUCUUCGACAUUGUUUUCAUUCCCCCGGACGAUAUGUGAACUAAGGAUAAAGACGCGUAGUAACGAUAAAUCUCGAUUGAAUUAUAAGGUAGGGGCGAAAAAGUAAAAGGAGAAAAAUUUCGACUACAGAGUAUAUGAAUAUAAAAUAUCAUACAUCUGUACGUGGAUUGAAGCCGAUUUCUCGAUUAUUACGGACGAAGGCUUUCCCACCCGUGCAUUGUACCUAAUAUACAUAUACAAUAUAGCAUAGAGAGUUUUGUAAAAAAAUAUAUCGUGUACACGUAUAUACACACGUCGGUAUAUCAUGUAUCUAUUAUCGUGUAUUACUUGUGUAAAUAUGUAUUAUUGAAUAGGUUAUGAUUAGGAUACGAUUCAAUACUGAUCAUAAUAUUAAUAUUAAUAAUACCGAUAAUAAUAAUCCUACGAUAUAGAGAAGA